This is a messenger RNA of Chenopodium quinoa (quinoa), 2148 nucleotides long. RefSeq lists its product as uncharacterized. Lineage: Eukaryota; Viridiplantae; Streptophyta; Magnoliopsida; Caryophyllales; Amaranthaceae. Gene Ontology annotation, molecular function: nucleic acid binding. Gene Ontology annotation, biological process: DNA integration. The coding region runs from base 1 to 2148 and encodes 715 amino acids. The transcript is spliced from 8 exons. The record is from RefSeq and is a predicted model, not a curated record.
AUGAAAUUUGAUAUUCAAUAUAGAUUAUUUAGUAUAUUUGAUGAUAAUGAUUAUUUGAAAGAAACUAUAGACAGGUUGAAACAUGAUAACAUAAUGUUGAAUGUGGAACUAUCCUUGAUGAAACUCUGUCUUGAUGCUCCUGAUUCUGAAGUUCCUCCACUUGCCCAAUAUCCGAAUUUUGAAAAACUAAAAUCUGAUUUGGAAGAUAUAAAAGUAGAUAAGGCAAGACUUGAGGGGGAACUUGACAAAUCCAGGACAGGCAAACAACCUGUAGAAUACAGAGUUCCAGAUUGGAUCACCAAAGCUCAAACCAAAAGAGCAGAAGGUUUGAGUUUCAAAAAGAAGUUCCAAAAGGAAAAGAAGUAUGUUAACCUGCCUAGUAGUAUUGUUUGUUAUUUCUGUGGCAAUACUAGACACAAACAGAUUCCAGUGAGGGGGAACAAUACAUGGUACCUCGUCAGUGGUUGUUCUAAGCACAUGACUGGAGACAAAUAUAGAUUUCUCUCACUAGAUGCCUACUAUGGGGGAACUGUGACCUUUGGUGAUAACAUGACAGGAGGUAUAGUUGCUAUUGGCAAAGUAAGAAGGUCAAGUUCCCAUGCUAUUGAUAAUGUAUUUUUGGUCGAGGGCCUCAAACACAACUUGUUAAAUAUUUCACAAUUUUGUGACAAAGAAGGAACUCGUAAAGGGAACACAUAUGUUGUUGAUCUUAAUGAAGUUCCUAAUAGAAUUUUAACAUGUCUUAGUGUCAUUGAGAAUGAUCCUCUAUUAUGGCACAAGAGAUUUAGGCAUGCAAGUUUUACUUUACUUGAUAAAUUGAGAUCUAAGGAACUAGUAGAAGGACAUCCUUGCAUUAAGUUCUUGUAUGACAAAAAAGAACAGAGAAGAACAGGCAAUCCACUGAUUCAACUCAGAUCAGAUCAUGGAACUGAAUUUGAAAAUUCAAAAUUUGAUGAAUUCUGCACUGAGCAUGGAAUGGAUCACAACUUCUUUGCCCCAAGGACACCACAACAAAAUGGAGUGGUGGAACGCAAGAACAGAUGCCUUGAAGACAUGGCUAGAACAAUGCUGAUCUCAAGUGGUUUGCCUAGGAACUUCUGGGCAGAAGAAGUGAAUACAACAUGCUAUAUUCUUAAUAGAGUAUCAGUUAGAGCCAUCACAAACAAAACUCCUUAUGAGCUAAUCAAAGGGAGAAAGCCUAAUAUUUCUUACUUUAGAUCUUUUGGUUGUAAAUGCUUUGUUCAUAACAAUGGUAAAAGGAACUUGGGAAAGUUUGAUGAACGUAGUGAUGAGGCAGUAUUCUUAGGAUAUGCGUCUGAUAGUAAAGCAUAUAAAGUUUAUAAUAUAAGGACAAUGUGUGUUGAGGAAUCUGUACAUAUUAUAUUUGAUGAAAUUGAACAAUUAAAUGAUGUACAGGAUUGUGAUGAUGAUUUUGAAAUUAGACUUGUACGCAAGACAAAUCCAGAUGAAAAAUCAACAUCAUUGCAGAAGCGACAAGUUGAAAUUGCUAAGCAAAUGAAUCCAGAAGCAAAUGAAGAACUAGAAAUGCCGAAUGCACCAGGAACUCCUCCUCAAGAACAGAAUCAAGAUCAGAAUGAGGAAAAUCCUGUUAAAGUUCCAAAUGAGACUCAAGAAAAAGUUCCUAAAGAAGAACCAGUCAACAAUGAUCAGGAAAGAUUGAAUAAAGCAAGACUUGUUGUACAAGGUUUCAUUCAACAAGAAGGGAUAGACUAUGAAGAAACAUUUUCUCCAAUAGCCAGGUUAGAGGUUAUUCGUUUACUUAUCGCAUUUGCUGCUUAUAUGGGAUUCACGUUGUUCCAGAUGGAUGUUAAAUGUGCAUUUCUGAAUGGAUUUCUAAAUGAAGAGGUCUAUGUGGAACAACCUCCUGGAUUUGAAAGUCAGGAGUUCCUUAACCAUGUCAUUUGGUUAAUAGAAAAAGCACUUAAGGUACUCUGGAUAAAGCAACAGGUUAGAGAUUUUGGUCUUAUUCUUGAAUGUGUGCCUAUUUACUGUGAUAACACAAGUGUUAUAUGUAUUUCUAAGGAUCCAGUUCAACACUCUAAGUUCCAAGAUAUGGAAAAGUCGAAAAUAAUGGAAAUAGAGCAAAAAGAGCAUUUAGCACAAUCUUGGUGUGCUAAACAUAGCUGA